AUGGCGGAAAUACCAGAGGUAGAUGAUGAGCGUGCCACCCGUAUGAAGGCUCUUCAAAUGGCCGACUUGGGUACUGCACGGCGUGAACAUAUAUCAACUGUCGAUCGCCCAAACAAACUUCAUCGCAUGAACAUUGAGCAAAUCGAAGCCACUAGAGAUUCAAACCGGAAGGGAACUGAAGCUUACAGUCUUGCUGAGGCCAAUAGAGAUAAAUUGAACAGCUGGGCGACAUAUCAUGAAACCCUGGAUGAGAAUCUUGAUUCAGAGAAGCUCGAGCCACUGUUAGAUGGCCAAACUCAUAGAAUGGCCCUCGAGGCUAAAGUCAAAGGAAGUAUUUUGGAGGAUUUGGCCAACUCAAAUAGAGGUAAAAAAGCCACCCGUGGGGCUCUAAAAUCCGGCCGCGGAGGGGGGGCUGCAGGUGCUCGUGGCCGCGGAGCAGCAAUCCACAGCUAUGCUCUCCGGAGUGGAUCGUUGGGUAGAGGUGAUAUGACAAAAUCUGAUCCCCGCCGAUUGACUCCUCCUUCGUUCCCACCAGAAACGAAAGCACCCAUUGCGCCUCUUCCACAGAAACUUUCAGACCCGUCUAAAGAUUGCAAUAACCCCCCUAUUUCUCGUGGAAGGCCGGAGAGAAAGAGAUAUGGUGUGCAAAGAAACCUGCCUCCGGUUACAAAGGCCAGGCGCCCUGUCUUUGCUGCUCCCCCGAAUGUCAAUUUCGAGUCCCUGCUGGCCGAUGGGGAUGAUUUUAUGGCCGCUGUUUCUAAUGUCCAAAUUCACGCGGCAGGCAAGCCGACAGAGUUGCCAACGGUCCCCAAAGGCGAUGAACCUCCUGAUAAGAACACAGGCACAGACAUGGCCUCUGUCCUGCCUACCCCCCAGGUCUGCCCAACCCCCAGCCCACCGCAGGUAGUUAGGCAGUCUCCUCCGCCGCCAGCUCAGUGUAGAGUAGAGACAACUGCACCUCCUCAAUCAGGCCUUGCUGCAGCUCCUCCGGUAGUAACUCCUACGCCGGCUGCACCCCUUAGAAUAGAUGUAUUUACAAAUCCUCCCGAGAACCGUGAUGGCCAGGGAACUGACUCCGCGUCAAUAAAGACAGACCAUGGGUUCGGUUCUUACCUUCCCCAACCUCAGCGUACGACACGCUCGGAAGAUUAUGGUGCUGACGACCUUUUCCUUUGUACUUCCCCUGAACAGCCAUUUGCUGCGCAAAUUGACAAGUACGGCUACAAAUUUGAGGAAGCAAAUGUUGGAGCAAGUCUACUUGACAUAAGUGACGAGCCAGAAGAGCCAGAGCAUGCGACCACCCAGACCAUACAGUCCACUCCACAAACCCGGCCUGGGUUUACCGAAGUGAAGUUAAAGGAAGAGUUAAAUGCUGCUAAACAGGAAUUAUUAAAGCUCACCAAACUUCUUUCCAAUCAAUCAAUACUUGAUCCAGACGUUAUUAUUUAUCUCCAAGAGAGAAAGAAUCGCCUCGAAGAAGACUUGGCCGUUGAAAACGCUCCAGAAGUUGGCAAAUCAGCUAGCCAGACUUUCAAACCGAAGAAUGCACAGUCUCUCCAGGCUCCGCCUAGCCUAUCUCAGUCUGUGGCUCCCCCAACUACAGAGCAAAAGUCAGCUACCCUAAAUACACUUUCUGAUACCACUAACGGUAAUGUCGUUGAUCCAUUUGUCCUGUCUACCAGUCAAACACUUAAGCGUGAGCCUGAAGUAAGUGAAAGAAAUGAUUUAAAAGCCCAAGAGAACAUUAGUAGUACCUUCAACCAGAGAGUUGCUUAUGAUAUACCCGGAAUUACGAUCUCGCAGCCUCAAGCUACGUUUCCCCAUGGGGUACCUCUUAUCAUUGGGGACCAUCUUCUGCCUGGAAGGCCGAUGAAAAGCGAGUCAUCAUGGCCCAACGCUGAAUCCCAGUCCAAGCAGUAUGAGCCAAAUCAAAAAUGCCCUACUACAUUUACCCCGACAGCUACCUUUACUGGGGCUUAUCACUUCGGCAAUAACCAAGCUUCUGCAUUCAACGGGCCUUUCCAGUUCACUUACCCCCCGGCUCCUGGUGUCACGUCCAUUUCGGCAUUACCACCAUUUUCUGCCCCUGUAUCUGCGGCUGUGCCAGACACAAACAAUGAGCCUGCAGUCAUUGAUUAUACUGUUCCUAUAGCUCCUAAAUCACGCUUUAAAAUGAGGGAUGCCCCUCAGUUCCCAAUUACUGCUGCUACAAUGCAAUAUUACUCCGGUUCAUUAACGGCACAGCAAUUAAAACCACACGCGUCCCCAGCUAGGAAGACAAAUGAGAACAUAAACCCUGUAACGAACUUUACAACUUCACAGCCCAUCGAGCCUGGUCAGAAAUUCAGUGAACAUAGCAGAAACUCAUCUUCUUCGCUUUCACCUGUUGCUAGUACGUUUCGACCACUUCCACCGGGCCGGGGCUCCAUACCUUUUGCAUUCGGUGCAUCUAAUUCUGGACGUUCCACGCCCAGUCAUCACUCUAGAUUCUCUUCGACUGCUCCUGAAGGACCCCGUGAGCCGAAGAAUGUUUUCGUUGCCGAGAUGGCAAAGCGUGGAGUGUCUGUUUCUGGGGUGCCAGUCAAUAAUGCGCCCGUUGAACGGAAGAAAAAUGGGAUGGAGAGCUCCAAGUAUGCUCACUGA
Messenger RNA from Microsporum canis CBS 113480, 2643 nucleotides. RefSeq lists its product as uncharacterized. The record is from RefSeq and is a predicted model, not a curated record. Lineage: Eukaryota; Fungi; Ascomycota; Eurotiomycetes; Onygenales; Arthrodermataceae. The coding region runs from base 1 to 2643 and encodes 880 amino acids. The transcript has 6 exons.